Perca flavescens (yellow perch) is the source of this 1215-nucleotide messenger RNA. Its product is annotated as interferon a3-like. Bases 304 to 876 code for a protein of 190 amino acids. The transcript is spliced from 6 exons. Gene Ontology annotation, molecular function: cytokine receptor binding. Lineage: Eukaryota; Metazoa; Chordata; Actinopteri; Perciformes; Percidae. The record is from RefSeq and is a predicted model, not a curated record. Gene Ontology annotation, cellular component: extracellular region. Gene Ontology annotation, biological process: defense response; response to exogenous dsRNA.
CUUGCCUCAAGUCUCCAAUACCAAACAAGCAAACUGACAUAUUUAAAUUAAUAAAGGUUCAAAUAAAACUAAUUAAAAACGUAAACCAACGAGAUGGAUUUCAAUCACGAAAAACGAAUUUUAUAUAUAGCUUUAAAAAUCGCAAACAUAUUCCCAUGUUAGGCUUCUCCCAAAAUUGUCCAAUCAGACCAACCCCGAUCUGCGUACUGCAGUCAGGUGCAAUUGAUUCUGUGUGAUGAUCAAACGUAUGUAGCAUUGCUGUAUAAGGAUGUAGCAUUUUAAAACUCAGUAUUUCAGCUUAAUAUGCAACAUUACCUUAUUAUAUUGUGGCAUAUAUUUCAAUACAACGAUAAUACAAAUCCGAAAAGUGACCGUGUGACGUUACAUAGUCUGUACAGUGCAGGCUCCUCGCUGAGCUGCAGAUGGAUGACUCAUAAAUUCAGACAGCACAGUACAAACUCUUUGGAGCUAAUAGAUACGAUGGCUAAUAAUUCCACUAACACCACUGAGGAUGAAGUGGACUUCCCUAGUGAUCUAUACAGCCAGGCGUCCAAAAAAUCAGCUGAGGACAAACUGAGUUUCACAGUUCAGAUUCUGGAGGAGAUGGUUUCCCUGUUUGAGGAGGAUCACAGCGCUGCAUCAUGGGAGGAGAAGACAGUGGACCACUUUCUCAUUGUUGUAACCCAGCAGGCUGAUGGCCUCAAAUCCUGUAUUCGGGGCCACAGCCACAAGAACAAGAAGCCACACGCUCUUGACACGUAUUUCAACAGCCUCUCAGAGAUUCUGAAGCAAAUGGGCCACAGUGCUGAAGCCUGGGAGCUGAUCAGGGAGGAAAUGAAAACCCAUCUGAUCCGAGCAGAACAGCUGCUGUUAUAGAACAGCUGGUGUUAUCUCUGCUGCCCAACUAAAAUCUGUCACGUUAACAAUGUGUUAAUUUAUUUGCUCACAUGCAGUCUCUAUUUAUCUGUUUAUUAACAUAUUCAUUUAUUUAUUAUUGAGAUGUGUGUGUAUGUAUUGAUCAUGUAUUGGUCUAGGUAAGAUGACUAAAACCUGUAUUUUCUGUCAGAUUCAUUAAUUUAUGUAUUUAUUUAUUUAUUGCUUAUUUAUAUAAUGACUUGUUACACAACCAGUAUUUUUAUAAAUAUGUUCUUGAUCUACUCUUUUAUUUUUUUAUACCUGUAAAAGCCAAUAAAAAAGAAGACUUUCUCCAGCAAA